UCGUUGAUAACGUUAAUCGUGAAAUUUAAAUUGUAAUAAGAAAAAAUUUGGAUAAUCAUUAAUCUUAUUAGUUAAUUUGUUGUUACUAAUCAUUUGGUCGCCUCGUUAUCAAACUUUUAUCGUAAUGACACUUUUAUUUGCAACGAUUGAAUUAAUUACUGUCUUAAUUAUCGCGUCAACUUUUACUGACCACUAUGGGUCAGCGUCUUUCUGGCCUUCAGGUUUCUAUGCUUUCAAUCGUGAUCCUCCAAAUCAACAAUCAUCACCACCCUCACCUUCAUCACCUUCAUCAUCAUCAUCAUCAUCAUCACCAUCCUCGUCUUCACCAUCAUCUCCAUCACUUGAUCCUUUAGCAAAACUAACCGGAUAUAAAUCAGUUCUUGACCAGGCAACUUGGGUCACUUCAACUGGAUCAGUUCAGAGUCCUUCCUAUCUCCCACCAUCACCACCCGCCGUCCGAUACAAUCCCCAACCUCCACCACCUCAAUCAUCUCAAACAACCUAUUUAUCAAAUUCAGGAAAUUCUUACCCGAACAAUGAUUGGCGAACUUACAAUCAAUAUCCAACACGAGGUUCUUUUGAUACUAAUCAACAAUCUUCAGGAGAUCCGAUAAUUUAUCCACCAUUUAGUGGAGAUAUGGCGAUUGAUUGUAAAUAUGCAUCAAUAAUUAGACCCAUUUACUCAGGAUCAUCUUCAUCAGGAUCGACAGUCACUUUACCAGUUCCAUUGAUUCCACCACCACAUCCACAUCCACCGCCGCAAUCAUCAUACAAUUCAUCGCCACAAUCCUCUUAUAAUCCACCGUCUUACUCAGCGCCAUCUUAUUCACCACCAUCAUCGGCAUCUUAUCAACCCUCGUAUACAAAUUCUGUAGCUGCAUCUUCCUCCCCUUCAACAACCAAUUAUUUCACUUCCUAUGGUGGCCAUUAUCGUUUCCCCGCUAAUCCGUGUUUCAAUAUUAUCCCACCGUCAUCAUUUGUACCAGCUGAUUACUCACCUUACCAGGGAUCUUCAUAUCUCCCAUCGGCAUCCAAUUCAGUUCCACUAUGGUCAGCACCUCCUCCUCCUCCUCCUCCGCCAUCAGUUUCAUCACCCAUAUAUUCAGUCAUGGAUUCCCGACCUUCGAGUGCAAUGAUGGAGGAACCAAGUCGAAAAAGUUAUCAAAGUGGUUCACCAAAUCCCACGAUUCUUAAAUCGACUCGAGCUGUCGCUGAGCUAUCAGGUCCAUCGGGUGUAACAGGAACAGUUGUUUUCAAACAAACGGGAAAUAAACCAGUUUCGAUUGAAGGUAAAAUAAUGGGCUUAGCUUCGGGUCCACAUGGAAUGCACAUCUAUGAGAUGCCCUUUAUUGGCGGUGAUUGUGUUUCCUCCGGUGAUCAUUAUAAUCCACAGAAAACUGAACACGGUGGUAAACAUGAUUGGAAUCGACAUAUUGGUGAUUUAGGAAACAUUUUCGCAGAUUCUGAUGGCGUCGCAAACUUUGAAUUUACCGAUCUACUUAUCAGUUUAACUGGAGGUUAUUCAAUCAUCAAUCGCACACUAGGUGUCUCUGAAAAAGCCGAUGAUCUUGGUCGAGGUACCGAUGUCCAAAGUAAGAAGGAUGGAAACGCUGGUUCACCAAUAGCCUGUGGCAUUGUCCAUCUUAGUCCAAUCUUAUCUAAUUAAAUACCAAAACCUAAGGGAAGAA
Panonychus citri (citrus red mite) is the source of this 1688-nucleotide messenger RNA. RefSeq lists its product as uncharacterized. The record is from RefSeq and is a predicted model, not a curated record. Gene Ontology annotation, biological process: removal of superoxide radicals. The coding region runs from base 125 to 1666 and encodes 513 amino acids. The transcript is spliced from 5 exons. Gene Ontology annotation, molecular function: superoxide dismutase activity; copper ion binding. NCBI's taxonomy places the organism in Eukaryota, Metazoa, Arthropoda, Arachnida, Trombidiformes, Tetranychidae.